AUGGCCCAGAUAUCGGUGACCUCCCUCCUGGUCCUCUCCUCCCUCCUCCGCCUCGUCUUCCUCUUAUAUGGCCUCUAUCAAGACGUUACUUCCGUGUUUAAAUACACCGACAUCGACUAUCUUGUCUUCACCGAUGCUGCCCGUUAUGUUGCCAAUUUCUCGUCCCCUUAUCUUCGAGCAACGUAUCGUUACACCCCACUGUUAUCAUGGCUUCUGUUCCCAACCACAUUCAACCCUCAAUACCUUUGGUUUUCGUUCGGAAAACUCCUUUUCGCGGCUGGUGAUAUCCUAGCCGGUUACUUGAUCAUCCAGGUGUUACAGAUAUAUGGGUUCACAGCCACCCGAGCUAUGAAAUACGCCUCAUUGUGGCUGUUAAACCCUAUGGUGGCAACAAUCAGUACCCGUGGAAGCUCAGAAGGAUUAUUAGGCGUGAUAGUAAUCGCCUUGCUCUGGUCUGUUGAGAAACGACGGGUGGUGCUUAGUGGUGCUAUACUCGGGUUUGCGGUACACUUCAAGAUAUAUCCGUUUAUAUAUGCUCCUUCGAUACUGCUAUGGAUGCAACCACCCAAUCAACCGGAUUUAGUAUCGAAAGUUAAAGGGUUUAUAACAAAGGACUGUUUGAUAUUUUCUAUCACUGCUCUUACAAGCUUCAUGGGUCUCAAUGUUGCGAUGUAUGCCAUCUACGGCCACCCUUUUGUCGUCCAUACCUUCCUUCAUCACCUUACUCGUCUCGACCACCGCCAUAACUUUUCACCAUACAAUACCCUCUUAUACCUAAAAUCCUCACCAUUCACUCCGGAUCCACUAUACCCAGCAGUCAUGCUUUCAGAUCUAACAGUUGAACGUCUAGCAUUUGUCCCUCAACUCCUAAUCUCCUCUAUUCUUCUUCCAUUGUUCGCAAAAAAGGAUUUGCCGUCGACAAUGUUCGCACAAACCUUCGCAUUUGUGACGUUUAACAAAGUGGUUACAAGUCAGUACUUCAUGUGGUACUUGGUUUUAUUACCAUUUUAUUUAGGGAGGAGUAGAUUUAUGGGGAAACCAGUGAUUGGGAUGGUGGCAUUGGUUGCUUGGGUGCUCACGCAGGGACUAUGGUUGGGCCAGGCUUAUCAACUCGAGUUCGAAGGAGAGAAUACAUUUUGGCCGGGGCUGUGGGGUGCGGCGGCAGCGUUCUUUCUAGUGAAUUGCUGGAUUUUGGGAGUUGUGGUGGGAGAUAUCGCGCGGACGAGGAGGGUUGAAAGUCUUAUCUCGGAGAAGGGGGUGAUAUCAAUGUGA
Messenger RNA from Orbilia oligospora ATCC 24927, 1272 nucleotides. RefSeq lists its product as uncharacterized. Gene Ontology annotation, biological process: GPI anchor biosynthetic process. Gene Ontology annotation, molecular function: alpha-1,4-mannosyltransferase activity; GPI mannosyltransferase activity. The record is from RefSeq and is a predicted model, not a curated record. The coding region runs from base 1 to 1272 and encodes 423 amino acids. Gene Ontology annotation, cellular component: glycosylphosphatidylinositol-mannosyltransferase I complex; membrane. Lineage: Eukaryota; Fungi; Ascomycota; Orbiliomycetes; Orbiliales; Orbiliaceae. The transcript has a single exon.